AUAAUGUCUUAGUUAUUAUUGAGCGUUUGUCAUCGCUGUAUGUUCGUUGUUUAAUAAGUAUUGAUUAUUGCCUUAUAGGUUGACUAAGCACCUGCUGUUAAUGAAUUAGUGAAAAAACCCUCAACAAGUGCUUAUAUACAUAAACGAAGUUUAUAAGCAACAUCGCGUAAUAUAAACACCAUGUCUGUUUGUAUGGUGUUGUUUAUUAUUGCUGCCAUUAAUGUCUCGUGGUCCGGUACACCAAUCGCAGCCAUGAACAUUCUAGCUAUAGAGCCGAUCACGGGUAAAAGCCAUUGGAAUUUCAUGAGUGCAAUACUCCGAGCUUUGACGGACAGCGGCCAUCGGGUUACCGCGUUCACUCCACUCCCUGACGGAGAGCGAAUCAACUACACGGAGAUUGACAUAUCGAACGAAUUUCCCGUGUUGGAUGGCGCCAUCGACUCGAAAUUCAUAAUGGAAAACUUUCGAAAAUCCACGGUAAUGAUACCGUUGGUCAUGAACUGGACCCGUUGCAUUUGCGAUGCCAUCAACGGACAUCCAAAAAUGAAAGACAUACUUAUUAAUGGGGCAGGCGAAGAUUCUUCUGGUUACGAUUUAAUUAUCGUCGAACGAGCUGCGUCGGAAUGUGUCACUUACGCGGCUGCCAAACUGGACGUACCGGUCAUAUUUUCGUCGCCAUCGCCGUUGAAAACGACUAUUGAAUACAGCUUGAUAGGAAACGGUCCGAAUCCAGCGACCGUGUCUCACAUAAUGGCCUAUCACUCGGUUCCGAGGACGUUUUUUCAACGGUUUACGAAUUCUCUAUUCUUCGCGUACAGCGCGUUUUUAAAUACACGUAAAGAGUCUGAAAUGAUGACAAACAGUCCCAGUGAAUUCGACCUAGUGGAACCAGUUAAACCGUCUCUCGUGUUUGUCAAUACGCAUUACGUUACCGAGGCGCCAAGACCGUUUCCAYCGAACGUCAUCCAAGUAGGCGGCAUUCAUUUGCAACCUCCCAAAGAUGAUGCUAUACCUGCGGAUGUUUUAGAAUAUAUCGAUAAUUCGCCGCACGGAAUAAUUUACUUUACACUUGGAUCGAUCGUGAAGAUGUCAACGUUGCCGGAACACAUUCAAAACGCGUAUAGAGACGGUUUGUCACAAGUUCCUCAAAGAGUUUUGUGGAAGUACGAAGGCGAAAUGAAAAACAAACCGGCAAAUGUGAUGACACGCAAAUGGUUUCCUCAACGUGAAAUACUUUUGCAUCCCAAAGUUAAGUUAUUCAUCAGUCACGGAGGUAUAUCUGGUGUGUAUGAAGCUAUAGACGCCGGUCUUCCUGUUCUUGGACUUCCGGUGUUCUACGAUCAGCCCAGGAACAUAGAAAAUUUAGUGGACGCGAGCAUGGCAAUUUCUAUGGACUUUUUAUCUGUGACUAAAGACAAAUUGUUCAACGCUAUAAAUGAAUUAAUUAACAAUGAAAAAUACCGAAAAAAUGCCAAAAUCGUUUCUAAUCGUUUCAAAGAUCGGCCCAUGACUCCAGAGAGAUCGGUUGUUUAUUGGACAGAAUAUGUUCAUCGUCAUAAAAGUGCACCUCACAUAAAAUCUUACGCCUUCAAUCUGACGUGGUAUCAAUACUAUCUUUUGGACGUAAUUGCUGUAAUAUUAUUAUUGAUCUCAUUUACUGUUUAUAUCACUUAUAAAAUUCUGAUGUUGAUAAAUAAUAAAUGUUAUGCGAAAGCGGAAGUAAAAACGACGUAUGCAGAAUAUAGCUAGCUAGGUAACUGAUAAAACUGUAAUUAUUAUUAUCUAUAGAAGGGGUUCUCAACCUUUUUAUCAUUGAGUACCAUCAGACACUUAUAUAAUCAAUACGCGUACCACCUACAUUCUUAUAAACCAAACUAAAUAAUAUUGAAUGCAAAUUGUAAUAAAACAUUUUUUUCGCGUACCRCGGGUUGGGAACCUCUAAUCUAUAGGAAUUUUUAUAAACUAUGAUAUAAUUUUAUAUUUUAUGAACCCCCAAAGAAAUUAUCACAAUGUGUACCGUAAAAUAAAUAAAUAAGCUACGAAUAAUAAUUAUAGAUAUUGCAUGUUAUUAAAAUAAAUUAAAACAUGUUUGUUUAACUGCUCAAAUAUAAUGUAAUAAUGAGUCAUUCAAUAGUUAUUCCAAAUUAAUAGUAUUUAUAGAUCAGAUUUUACUCUCAUCAUCAUU
Diuraphis noxia (Russian wheat aphid) is the source of this 2185-nucleotide messenger RNA. RefSeq names its product UDP-glucosyltransferase 2-like. The record is from RefSeq and is a predicted model, not a curated record. Gene Ontology annotation, molecular function: UDP-glycosyltransferase activity. NCBI's taxonomy places the organism in Eukaryota, Metazoa, Arthropoda, Insecta, Hemiptera, Aphididae.